AUGGACCUGAAGAUCAGCAAUGGCACUCGUCUGGUCAGAGGAAGCCAGGUCACCUGCCACCCACCUGCCACCCACCUGUCACCCGACUGCCACCCACCUGUCACCCGACUGCCACCCACCUGUCACCCACGUGCCACCCACCUGUCACCCGACUGCCACCCACCUGUCACCCGACUGCCACCCACCUGCCACCCGACUGCCACCCACCUGCCACCCGACUGCCACCCACCUGUCACCCGACUGCCACCCACCUGCCACCCGACUGCCACCCACCUGUCACCCAACUGCCACCCACCUGCCACCCACCUGCCACCCACCUGCCACCCGACUGCCACCCACCUGCCACCCACCUGCCACCCACCUGUCACCCGACUGCCACCCACUUGUCACCUGACUGCCACCCACUUGUCACCUGACUGCCACCCACCUGCCACCCGACUGCCACGCACCUGCCACCCACCUGUCACCCGACUGCCACCCACCUGUCACCCGACUGCCACCCACCUGCCACCCGACUGCCACCCACCUGCCACCCGACUGCCACCCACCUGCCACCCGACUGCCACCCACCUGCCACCCGACUGCCACCCACCUGCCACCCGACUGCCACCCACCUGUCACCCGACUGCCACCCACCUGCCACCCGACUGCCACCCACUUGUCACCCAACUGCCACCCACCUGCCACCCACCUGCCACCCACCUGCCACCCACCUGCCACCCACCUGCCACCCACCUGUCACCCGACUGCCACCCACCUGCCACCCACCUGCCACCCACCUGCCACCCGACUGCCACCCGACUGCCACCCGACUGCCAUCCACCUGCCACCCACCUGCCAAUCACCUGUCACCUGACUGACACCCACCUGCCACCCGACUGA
Molecule: messenger RNA, 882 nt
Organism: Oncorhynchus tshawytscha (Chinook salmon)
Lineage: Eukaryota; Metazoa; Chordata; Actinopteri; Salmoniformes; Salmonidae
Product: early nodulin-75-like
Exons: 2
Coding region: 1-882 (293 amino acids)
Source: RefSeq, a predicted model, not a curated record